Messenger RNA from Alosa alosa (allis shad), 879 nucleotides. Its product is annotated as ferritin, middle subunit. Gene Ontology annotation, molecular function: ferric iron binding; ferrous iron binding. Gene Ontology annotation, biological process: intracellular iron ion homeostasis; iron ion transport. The record is from RefSeq and is a predicted model, not a curated record. NCBI's taxonomy places the organism in Eukaryota, Metazoa, Chordata, Actinopteri, Clupeiformes, Clupeidae. Gene Ontology annotation, cellular component: cytoplasm. Bases 182 to 712 code for a protein of 176 amino acids. The transcript is spliced from 4 exons.
CAGUUCAUCGUUUUGGAGAAGACGCCAAAGAAGAUUCUUGCUUCAACAGUGCUUGAACGGAACUUCUUUCCUUCGUCCGAGAUUUCGCCGCAUUCCUUGCUGUAUUUAACCUACAUUUGAAUAAUAAAUUAUAUUUUUCUACUGAUCAUUUUGAUAGUAAAACGAGGACAAAAUUGCCGAAAUGGAGACUUCUCAGAUUCGCCAGAACUACCACCGUGACUGCGAGGCAGCCAUCAACCGCAUGCUCAAUAUGGAGCUGUUUGCUUCAUACACCUACACCUCGAUGGCAUUUUAUUUUGCCCGUGACGACGUCGCACUUCCUGGAUUUUCUCACUUCUUCAAAGAGAACAGCGAUGAGGAGCGCGAGCAUGCGCAUAAGUUGAUGGCCUUCCAGAACAAAAGGGGCGGGCGCAUCUUUCUCCAGGAUGUGAAGAAGCCAGAGCGAGAUGAGUGGGGCAGUGGACUAGAGGCUAUGGCUUGCGCUCUGCAAUUGGAGAAGAAUGUCAACCAGGCCCUCCUGGACCUGCACAAGAUCGCCUCUGAGAAAGUGGAUCCACAUCUUUGCGACUUCCUGGAGUCACAUUACCUGGGUGAGCAGGUGGAGGCCAUCAAGAAGCUGGGCGACCACGUCACCAACCUCACCAAAAUGGAUGCUGCCAACAAUAAAAUGGCAGAGUAUCUGUUUGACAAGCAUACUCUGGGUAGCAGCUAAAUGAGAUGCUUGAUCUGUAAUGUGGCAGUCUCUGCUGGGAUGAUUAUUAAUCUGCCAUUACCAAUAUGGCAACCACUCCCAAUGCUGAUGCAGGAUGAUGACUGUUUUACAAAAUAAUUUUAAACCGCAGGUUUCAAUCUGAUGAAAAAAUAAACAUUUUGAGCAGA